AUAGUCUGUAUAUUACCACCACCUUUAUUUUGGAUCUUCCUCAGCUCAAAUGUUACUCUCAUCUCCAUUUUAACGCCUAUUAUUCCAUCAGAGGUGAGCAAGAUCUUAUAUAUUUCAUUAUUCUUGUUUCAAAUAUUAAUCAGAUCUGAUAUAACUUUCAUUUCAUACAUAGAUCUUGAUAUUUAUUGAAACCCCAUUGAAAAAAAUUUGAUCUUUCAUAUAGAUCUGAGCAAAGAAGUGGUAAAAAUGGGAUCUUUUGAUAAAUUCAAGAUUUGGGUUUUGUUUAUCUGUUUGAUAUCUGAAUUGUGUCAUGGAUUUUAUUUGCCUGGUAGUUAUCCACAUAAAUAUGGGGUUGGUGAUUUCUUGACUGUUAAGGUCAAUUCAUUGACUUCAAUUGAUACUGAAUUGCCUUAUAGUUAUUAUAGUUUGCCUUUUUGUAAGCCUAAUGAGGGUGUUAAGGACAGUGCUGAAAAUCUAGGUGAACUUCUUAUGGGUGAUAGGAUUGAGAAUUCACCUUAUAGGUUUAAGAUGUAUACAAAUGAGACUGAAGUUUUCUUGUGUCAAACAAAACCUUUGUCUGGUGAGGAAUUUAAGCUUUUGAAAGAGAGAAUUGAUGAGAUGUAUCAGGUUAAUUUGAUUCUUGAUAAUUUGCCCGCGAUUCGUUAUACCAAGAAGGAGAAUUACUUCUUGCGUUGGACGGGGUAUCCGGUUGGGAUUAAAGUCCAAGAUGCAUACUAUGUGUUUAAUCAUUUGAAGUUUACGGUUCUCGUUCAUAAAUUUGAAGAGACCAAUGUGGCUCGUGUGAUGGGUACUGGGGAUGGAUCGGAAGUGAUCUCAACCGUUGGAAGUACAGGAUCUGAGACACCUGGAUAUAUGGUUGUUGGAUUUGAGGUCGUACCUUGUAGUAUCCAGCAUACCCCUGAUUCGUUAAAGAACCUUAAAAUGUACAAUAAGCUCCCGUCUCCAAUUAAGUGUGACCCGACAACCGUGUCCAUGGCUAUUAAAGAAAACGAGCCCCUUGCUUUUAGUUAUGAGGUGAACUUUGUGGAGAGUGACAUCAAGUGGCCAUCGAGAUGGGAUGCUUAUUUGAAAAUGGAAGGUGCAAAGGUUCAUUGGUUUUCGAUCCUCAAUUCCCUUAUGGUGAUUACUUUCUUGGCUGGUAUUGUCCUCGUGAUCUUUUUGAGAACAGUCCGGAGGGAUCUGGCGAGGUAUGAUGAGCUCGACAAAGAAGCUCAGGCUCAGAUGAACGAGGAGUUAUCCGGGUGGAAACUUGUCGUUGGUGAUGUUUUCCGCGCCCCUAGUAACCCUGGCCUUCUGUGCGCGAUGGUUGGGGACGGAGUUCAAAUCUUGGGGAUGGGUGUAGUGACUAUUAUGUUUGCUGCCCUUGGAUUUAUGUCCCCAGCAUCUCGAGGAACGUUGAUAACAGGUAUGCUAUUCUUUUACAUGAUUCUUGGUGUUGCAGCUGGCUAUGUUUCCGUUCGUCUCUGGAGGACGAUCUUCUGUGGGGACCACAAAGGCUGGGUUUCCGUCGCGUGGAAGGCUGCUUGUUUCUUCCCUGGAAUUGCUUUUACUAUUCUGACCAUAUUGAACUUCUUGUUAUGGGGUAGUCACAGCACUGGAGCUAUUCCGUUUUCUCUAUUUGUCGUGCUCAUUUUACUUUGGUUCUGUAUCUCCGUCCCCCUAACCCUAAUUGGUGGCUAUCUCGGGGCAAAGGCACCUCAUAUUGAAUAUCCAGUCCGAACCAACCAAAUCCCACGUGAAAUUCCAGCACAAAAAUACCCAUCUUGGCUUUUGGUUCUAGGUGCAGGCACUUUACCUUUCGGUACUCUUUUCAUUGAGCUCUUUUUUAUCAUGUCGAGUCUAUGGAUGGGUCGUGUGUACUACGUCUUCGGGUUCCUCCUCAUUGUUAUGAUUCUCCUUGUCGUCGUUUGUGCUGAGGUGUCUCUUGUUUUGACCUACAUGCAUCUGUGUGUGGAGGACUGGAAAUGGUGGUGGAAGUCUUUCUUUGCUUCAGGUUCUGUCGCGAUAUACAUUUUCAUGUACUCUAUCAACUAUCUAAUAUUCGACCUCAAGAGUUUAAGCGGUCCUGUUUCCGCCACCCUUUACCUCGGAUAUUCCCUCUUCAUGGUCUUGGCGAUUAUGUUUGCAACAGGCACAGUCGGGUUCCUUUCCUCUUUCUGGUUUGUACAUUAUUUGUUCUCAUCAGUGAAGCUGGAUUGAAGAAGUCAAGAAGCAAACCAACCAACCAUUGAAGAUCAGAGUGGCAGAUGUCAAAAGCAUUCUAUUUUACUUUUAUUGUCAUUUUGUAGGAUAUUUGGAAGAGAGAGAACAAUAAACUCCUAAAGUUUUGUUAAAUUCUUUAUAGAAGAAGUCAUUGCAUGCUAGUGAAGUAAAGUUUCAUCAGUUGGUAGGGUGAACAUCAUGUCUUUAUCAUUUCUCUAUAUUUCUAUUAAUAGUGAUGGAUCUCUUUAUCUUUGA
Molecule: messenger RNA, 2478 nt
Organism: Lycium barbarum (goji berry)
Lineage: Eukaryota; Viridiplantae; Streptophyta; Magnoliopsida; Solanales; Solanaceae
Product: transmembrane 9 superfamily member 11-like
Exons: 1
Coding region: 247-2220 (657 amino acids)
Biological process (GO): protein localization to membrane
Cellular component (GO): membrane
Source: RefSeq, a predicted model, not a curated record